AUGUCAGGAUUCGUUUUCGAUGGAGUUUGGGUCGCAGGGCUUUUGUACGAGCUUGGUGUUAAGCUCGAGCUUAAGGCGGGUACCAUUGAGUUCCGGAAUGUCACCUUUUUAAUUCCCGGAGCAGUGGCCGGCAGCUCUCUCAUCAUGGAUAACAUGAGCUUCGUCAUCGAAGGAGGAUUGACAGUUGCCUUUGUCGGGCCAACCGGUGCCGGCAAGUCGACUAUAUUAUCCUUGAUAGCACGCAUGUUUACUGCGACAUCUAGUUAA
This is a messenger RNA of Cladophialophora immunda, 267 nucleotides long. RefSeq lists its product as uncharacterized. The transcript has a single exon. Bases 1 to 267 code for a protein of 88 amino acids. Gene Ontology annotation, molecular function: ATPase-coupled transmembrane transporter activity; ATP hydrolysis activity; ATP binding. The record is from RefSeq and is a predicted model, not a curated record. Lineage: Eukaryota; Fungi; Ascomycota; Eurotiomycetes; Chaetothyriales; Herpotrichiellaceae. Gene Ontology annotation, biological process: transmembrane transport.